Clarias gariepinus (North African catfish) is the source of this 1659-nucleotide messenger RNA. It is a transcript of the gene dlx3b, whose product is annotated as distal-less homeobox 3b. The transcript has 3 exons. Gene Ontology annotation, biological process: regulation of transcription by RNA polymerase II; epithelial cell differentiation; embryo development. The record is from RefSeq and is a predicted model, not a curated record. Bases 168 to 965 code for a protein of 265 amino acids. Gene Ontology annotation, molecular function: DNA-binding transcription factor activity, RNA polymerase II-specific; RNA polymerase II cis-regulatory region sequence-specific DNA binding. NCBI's taxonomy places the organism in Eukaryota, Metazoa, Chordata, Actinopteri, Siluriformes, Clariidae.
AGUUUCGUCUGAGAAGAGAAGAGUAGAGAAAAGAGGAGCUCCAGCCCUUCCAGGAUUCGCCUUAACGGCGUCUCACAUUCUGUUUUUUUUUUAUUACACACCCGUCGCGGGGAAGGACGUAACAGUGGGCGAUUGUAUCAUUUUUUGCACUGUUUUUGUCUCUCACGAUGAGUGGACCGACGUACGACAGGAAGCUACCCGGUAUUUCUACUGAUCUCUCCGGCUCUAUGAGCUGCCACCCGGGCUCCAAGGACUCGCCCACACUACCCGAGUCCUCGGCCACGGACAUGGGCUACUACACGACACACCAGGGCCAUCACGAUUACUACCCUGCUCAGGCGUAUGCACAAGGGCCGCACAACGCCUCUUACCACCAGUUUAAUAUGUGCGCCAUGAGCGGCGCGUCUCCCUACGGCGCCAAGGCUGAGUACACUUACGCCAACGCGUACCGCCACCAGUAUGGCCAGUACAGCAGAGACGGACACACACCGCCACAAAACGCAGUGAAAGAGGAGCCAGAGACUGAAGUUCGGAUGGUGAACGGAAAACCAAAGAAAGUGCGCAAGCCCCGUACCAUCUACUCCAGCUACCAGCUCGCGGCGCUGCAGCGGCGAUUCCAAAAGGCGCAGUACCUCGCGCUCCCGGAGAGAGCCGAACUCGCUGCACAGCUCGGCUUAACGCAGACCCAGGUGAAAAUAUGGUUCCAGAACCGGAGGUCCAAGUUCAAGAAGCUCUACAAGAACGGCGAGAUCCCGCUGGAGCACAGUCCCAACGCCAGCGACUCCAUGUCGUGUAACUCGCCGCCGUCGCCCGCGCUCUGGGGGGACACCGGCGCGCACGCGAACCCGGUUACCCGCAGUCAUGUGACACCAGUGGCCCUCAGCUCGUCGACGCCACCCUACCCGGAAGAUUACAGCGGCGCGUGGUAUCAGCAGCACGCCGGCCCCCCGCAAAGCGUCUACUGACCACAGACUGUCACUCCAAGAGUUUAAUAUAAACAUGAAAAAAGGGACAGGACUUUAUUUUUGUAAUCUUUAUGUGUACGAGCGCCUAGGCUGUUCGUCCGAAGAUAAGCUGAAAGAAUAAAACGAAAACGAAACAAAACAAAACAAAAAUCAAAAAACGUGCUGAAAACGAUCGUUUUUUUUUCGUUGAAAAAAAGUGACUGAUUAAAAAGCUAAAUCAGCCUGAGAAGAAAAGAGAAGAGAUGAGAGGAGAAGAGAAGACUGUGUUGCAGCCCUAAAUUUAUAUGAUGUGGUUUUAAAUUAUUUUACUUACUCAACCCCUUAUUCAUAAUGAUGUUUACGGAUAGAAAUGUUCAAAUAGACUGUUUUUGUUUGUUUACAUGAGAAAAGAUACAAUCGUCCCAAGAUUUGUGCAGUUGCCCGACACACCCGAUACAAUGAUACCGCUUCAGAGACUCAGGACGUAACUUAUAUCAAUUUGUACAAACUGUAGUUUUGUAUAUAGGCUAUAUAUAUGUGUGUUUGUGUGUGUGUGUGCGUGUGUGUGUGUGUGCGCGCGCGAGUGUGUGUGGGAGUGUGUUAAAAUAAAACAGAACCACUAAAUAAUAUUGUUUAUAAACCCCAGUUUUAUAGAGGAUUCUCGUGCUUUUAUUGUAAUGUUGUUACAGGAUGAAUAAAUGCAAAUCUGAACUCA